This is a messenger RNA of Dibothriocephalus latus, 423 nucleotides long. The record is from the annotation of a GenBank genome assembly. NCBI's taxonomy places the organism in Eukaryota, Metazoa, Platyhelminthes, Cestoda, Diphyllobothriidea, Diphyllobothriidae.
GUGCCACGCCACCUCUACGUUGGCAACAGCGUGAUGUUCUUCGUUGCUGACACACCGGCAGGUUCCUCUGACAGUGGAGACGCUACUUCUGCCGCGUUCUCGGCGCUGGCUCAGGCUCUGUUCGAGUUGGAUGCCGUGGCAUUGGUUCGUCGUGUCUACUCCCGAAGCACUGCUCCCGUCCUUGGUGUGUUGACUCCGAGGUGGGUGGGUGGCUAUCUUUGUUCUUAUCGUAAUCCGGACACCGCGUCCACCAAUUUCUUACAUGACUCCCCCUCCCCCAGCCUCCCUCGACAGGACACGGAAAUCAGAACGACUCCCUCAUAUAUAGUAGAUUUUCUAUCUCAUAAAGAAGGGCACAGCAUUUGUUGGCCGUCCGCCACAAACCCAAUUCUUAACUUUAAUCCUUCAUUUCCAGGAAUUUGA